AUGAUAUGGUCGAAUCCGAUUAAGGUUGCGGUCUUGUGCGCCACGGCAACUACGGUGCAAUCUGGAAACUGCGACGCCAACACGGUUUCGUACUUUGCUUUCGGUCUCGCACCCAUAAUCGACACACACAACAGGGAACGGGAAUGUCCUUGCUCGGUAAUUAGCACAGCUGUAUUCGGUUGUCGUGAUGUUAUCAAGAGUUGCGUGACUUCCACGCAAAGAACUCUGAUUCGAAACUUAAGAGCAGAAUUUUCGUUUUUUGAUAAGUUAAUUAUAUUCGAGAUAAAGGUGGAACCAAAGGUUUCAUAA
This is a messenger RNA of Mycosarcoma maydis (corn smut), 309 nucleotides long. RefSeq lists its product as uncharacterized. The transcript has a single exon. The record is from RefSeq and is a predicted model, not a curated record. The coding region runs from base 1 to 309 and encodes 102 amino acids. Lineage: Eukaryota; Fungi; Basidiomycota; Ustilaginomycetes; Ustilaginales.